Drosophila hydei is the source of this 1759-nucleotide messenger RNA. RefSeq names its product modular serine protease-like. Gene Ontology annotation, biological process: proteolysis. NCBI's taxonomy places the organism in Eukaryota, Metazoa, Arthropoda, Insecta, Diptera, Drosophilidae. The coding region runs from base 52 to 1728 and encodes 558 amino acids. Gene Ontology annotation, molecular function: protein binding; serine-type endopeptidase activity. The record is from RefSeq and is a predicted model, not a curated record. The transcript is spliced from 4 exons. Gene Ontology annotation, cellular component: plasma membrane.
GUGAGCAGUGUGUCUUUAGAUGAGCGGCUGAAGCGCAUUCUUUAAUCAACAAUGUCAGAUUUUUUUAUUUACUUUUUUGCAUUUAAAUUGUUUUUAAUUAUAAUAUUUGCGACAAUCGCCUCGAUUGUACAAAUAUCAGCUGGGCCACUGGAUACAUGUACUUCAAAUGAGUUUAGGUGCCUUGAUGGAAGCUGCAUUGAUAAGCAAUUACUAUGCGAUGGUAAAAAGGACUGCCCAGAUUCUAGCGAUGAGGUCUUUAGUGCCUGUUACGAUGAAACCUGCAGUGGCUUCCGCUGCAGCUACGGCGGCUGCAUAAAUCUAAAUCUGAUGUGCAACAACGUUACCGAUUGUUGGGAUGCUAGUGAUGAAAAUAAAUAUAUAUGUUCGAGUGAGUCAACGAUGAUAGAAUUGCUGACGGAGCUGCAAGGUAACUGCACCGAUGAAUAUGUAAUGCAAUGCCCGAAAAGCAAUAAGUGCUUGACGUGGGGUCAGGUGUGCAAUGGCGUUGUCGAUUGCAAAAAGGGUGAAGAUGAGAAUUUCAGCCUGUGCGAAAGUACACAGUGUGUUCCAGAUUCGUUUAAAUGCGAAAAAGGAGGCUGCAUCAACAAAGAUAGCUUGUGUGAUCAAAUAAUCGACUGUGCCGAUGGCAGUGAUGAGUUGCCCGCAAUAUGCAUGAAGCUGCAUGCAAAUAGUUUAGUACAGAUGGAUGACAACCCAAACGUACCAUAUUGGACCACCAAGACUUGUUCUUUCGAUUCCAUGCAGAACAUACAUGUGUCUGAUUUCUUUACACAGUUUGCCUACAAGCCCGAUGGCCAGGUGCCAGACCAAAGCGUCGUAGAGAUGACUUGCGAUGAUGGAUACACAAUCUUUGGCCACAGCAUCAAUAGCUGCUAUAAUAGUAAAUGGACAAAUAAUGAUAUUUUGUGUAUUCGAUAUUGCGCGCCAAGCCCGUAUUCACGUAGCAUCGUCUACUCGACAAAGUGCAGCGAAAAAUUCGACGCUGUCGAUUGCAGUGACCGAUCACGCUUGGUGAACACUGAAUUGCUCGUGUCCUGCUCGCCAGGCUACAAGUCCGACUCGGGUCAUGAUCAAGUUGGUCGCCAUAUCUGCAAUGAGCAAGGCGGGUGGACUGUCGUCGAGGAGAAUCCCAUUUGUGUGCCGAUCUGUGGAGUAAAGUCAGCACAGCAUCCCGAUAUCACGCCUUGGACUGUGAGCCUGUUUCGGCGCUCCACAGGCAAAGAUGCGAUGCACACUUUCAGAUGCAUUGGCACCAUUCUCUCACCUUACAUUGUACUUACUGCCAACGCCUGUUUUUCGGAGGCUGAUGAAGUAAACUCACAUCUUUUCUUCAAAAUUGCUGAGGGCAAUCACAAAAUCAACUUCACAGAAGACGAGGAUCAUGGUUAUGUUCUACAUAAUCUCAUGGAAAUACAUCUUGGCUCAUUUGACAAGAAUCAUAUGGCAGCCAUACUCUCCCUGGUGAAGCCUUUUAGGUUUGGUGGCUUAGUUCGACCCGUUUGCUUGGCUCCAUCUUAUGAUGAAACGCAACCGAUGGAAAUCAAAGGAAUAUUCGACAGCGCUGAGCUGGGGAAGGGGUACACGGAAUAUGAGAACUCCAAGUACUAUCUAACAUACUUUGUGGCCAGCGAGUCACUUAAAUAUAGUGUACGAAGCUUUAUUUCGUCUAUCAAAGAUUAUAUAUCAAAGAGCGAGCAGGAUCCUUGAACAUUGAAUUCACUUUAUUAUAUUUUGAUUU